AUGAACACCGAAAAAUAUUAUGGAGAAACUACUACGAAGAAUGAUUUGUUAUUAUUAGAAGUGUUUCUCAAACUACUCUUCCAGAAAGGUGGCAAGGCAGUAGAAGAACCGCAGCAUGAGGACGAUAAUUCAAUCGACGAUGUUGAUGAGGACAAAAUUGAUGAGAUUUUGCGAGAUGCCACUAAAAAUCUCGUUAUCUUUUUCUAUGACGGCCGAGCUCAGUGCCCAUCUUGUGGGGAAGCGUUAUCCGAGGUAGAAGAAAUCGACGACGACAUUGAAGCCACUGGUUAUGUGCAGGUUGUGAAAACAGAUGAUCGCUCAGUUGCUCGGGAUCUCGGAAUUGUCACCUUCCCAUCGCUUGUUUAUUACAGAAGAAAAAAUCCAAUUUUGUACGAUGGUGAAUUCAAGGAUUCUGAAGAAGUGUUACGAUGGUUACGAUCGCAUGAGGAGGUUGUCACUUGGGAUCUAACUGAUGACAACUUUGAGUCUCGAACUGAUUCACAUUCACCAGAUGAGGGUACUCUCGACUGGUUUGUCAUGUUCUAUGACGCUGACGAGAGCGCAUGCAACUCAUUUAUUCCGCUGUGGGAGACAGUCGCACAUAAGUGAGU
This is a messenger RNA of Cylicostephanus goldi, 611 nucleotides long. The record is from the annotation of a GenBank genome assembly. NCBI's taxonomy places the organism in Eukaryota, Metazoa, Nematoda, Chromadorea, Rhabditida, Strongylidae.